AUAAAGGCUUUAAUUCCCUCCCUCUGCGCGCUGUCCCGCUCCGCCGCUGCGAGCCCUCAGUGCUGGACUAUGUUGUAUAGAUGGGCUAGAUGCCACACGUCUUUAGUUUACAGGUUGUAACGGCUGCAAGUUUGAUUUCACAUUUUUUACGCCGUGUUUCUUCUUCUUUUUCUUCUCCCUUUCUUCUUCUUCUUCUCAUCUGCUUGGAUACUGCUGACUUAGGCAUUGGAUAUGUGCACACAGGAUGAUGACAACCCCUUUCCUCCCCGUAGAAGUAAAAUAAAAUAGGCUUUCGCACACACUGGAUUUACUCUUGUCGUUCCAUAUGAAGAAGCCAAAAAUUUGGAUACUGGUCUGUGUCCAUUUACUGCUGUUCAUCACGUUUGGGGUACAUUCAAGUAAAUUUGACGUCAACCCAGUUACAGAUGACAUCUCUAGACUUUCUAUUCUGAGACAAAAUAUUCCUAAAGAUUACAAAAUUCCUGUACACUACAUUCCAAAAGAAGAGGGAGGGAUGUGUUGGGUAAAAUUAAACGUCUUCUACUUGGAGGAGAGUUUGAAAGAUUUAGCACAUAAGUUUGGAAAUAUUUCAUCCAACAGAAAAGAUAUUAGCAUAUUCAACCAAAUGCUCGAAGAACUGCGGCUCAACAUGGGGUCUGUGGAGCCGAUCAUGUAUGACUUUGAGUGCCACUACAGGAAUGACAGGUGGCAGACAGCGCGGUACUUUGACUUUGUCAAAGACUUCCUUAUAGCUGCACAGAAUAAAGAAGAUUCAGAUGACUGUGAUCCUCCUCCCUGUCCUACAACACCACACACAGUAACAACAAAAGAAUAUUUAACAGAUUCGCCACUGUCCAGCAGUAAAGGCCCAGAGUGUGCAGGCUGCACUACACGUUCUGAAACGAGCGCCCUGACUGAAAUGGUGGAGCGAAGCCUUCUCUCUUUACUUUUCAUUCCACUCCUAGCUCUCGUAUUCCUGCUCGUGUGGAAGGUCCGAUCACGGAGGAAUGAAGAGGAUCUUCAGCAGAAUCCUGGUGAAGGUGGAUGCUUCACAGGAACAGAAGCGACUGCAGCUCCACUAGAUGCUGAAAUAUCAGAAAAAAACAUGUUGAACGUCAUUGAAAUAGUGUAACACUUCUACCCUUCCAUGUUCUUCGGCCUAAUUGGGUUCUUCUAUUUCCUCCUGCUGGUCUCCAAAGGUGAUGAAAAACAAACAUGAAACCGAAAGGUAAAAGGCGCUUGUUGACUGCUCGUGUGAUUAACGAGAGGGCAGAUUCACAAUUGCCACGACCGAGAUUCUUCCCGAUAAACCACUCCUGCCACAGUAUGGAUGAGCUUGUGUUACUGCGUAGACCCCAUGCUUUUGAAAAAGACAGUGAGAUUUUAGCAGAGAUAAACCGCCCUUACCACACCCCUUCAGGAUUCUCUGGCGCCUGCUAAUCGUCCAUCAACACCUGCUGCACUUUGAACUCUUGGAGUAAAACAUCCCCUUUCGCAAGUUGCUACAGUCCGCCUGUGUUUUUGGGCCCACCAGUUCAACAUCAGACAGCAAUGCAGCUGUGACUGACACUAGUUAUCUCUUGUAUGAACUGAGGCACAAAUUUCUACCUCUGGUGACCCUCAUGUUAACCACAUCUUCAACAGUUUCCUUGUAGUCCAGAAAGAAUUUAAUGUUAAGCAUUGUAGUUCCAAGGUGUAGUCCCAUUGUUUGGUUAAGGCAUGAACCCAUGCACCUCUACUAAAGGGUCACUUUUAAAGAACAAUCUAUAUUGUAACACAUUGUAAUCCUAACAAACACAGAACAGGUUACAUAUCCUCAUAUGUUGUUGUUGCUGUUCUUGUUGUUGUUGUCAGUAUAUAUGACUCGGGUGAUAUAGGUUGUAAGAAUGGAUUACAUGGAGAGCAAAACACAUAUAUACAAAAUAUGCUGCUUACUUUUAGACCAUUAAAACCUGCAAUGACAUUCUGCUAACAAGUAUCAGGGAUGACUUCUGUGGAUCCAGGAUUUUUUUUAAACAAGGUGAAUUCAAAAAGUUGUUUGACGCAUGUAAGACAAUAAUGGGCCUCCCAUAGUAAAUGUUAGCUCUACAAUGCCUUUAUUAUUAAUUUUUUUUUUUUUACUCAUGUCACCUUUUACGCUCGCAAAGCAAAAACUGUUACGGGGGAGAUUUUUGACGUCCAUUCCUCUAUAAAAGGAAAAGAAGCUACAUUUCUAACACGUUUGUAAAAAGAGAACGAAUUAAUAAGAUUGAAUAUACAAAUGCUAUAUAAUAUAACAUUUUAAAUAAAGCUAUCAAUUAAGAUUGAAUAUACAAAUGCUAUAUAUAAUAUAACAUUUUUAAUCAAGUUAUCAAUUCUUUACUGUUCACUCAAUGACCAAAUAUAUUUAUAGUACUGACUUUGCCUUUGGUAUCAGUGUUGUGCUUGUAUAAUAAAAAAAAAAAACAAUCUGGCAAAGUUAGUUAGUGCAUUAAUCAAGAUUCAAAUGCUAAUGAAAUGCUUAAGAGUGAUACCACUGUUUAUGAAAUUUACAGACAUGCACCUUAGUUAUUCUCACAAUCCUCAAAGCUCGCCACAUAGGAAUGCCAUGCAGACCUAAAUAUCAAUUUUGCCUUAAAGUUGCACCAUAAUACACUGUCAAAGGAAAAGUCAUCUCCUUCACAUACUGAACUGUCGCACAAUGGUAGAACUGUCAAGAAGUCCUUUUUUUUUUUUAAUAGAAGCGUGGUGAGUUUUAGAGUUAUUUCUCUCCGGUGGCAAAGAUCCAUGUAAAGGGAAAUCUUUUCCUGUUAGUCAAAUCCAAACAGUUUGUGUGAGAUUGUUCAAUCCACAUGUAUGUAGCUAUAGCAUUUGCAGAAGUCCUGAGCCCCUUCCCACCCCCACCUGCCUCCUUUCUUUUAUGCACUCUCAGAUCUGAUAAAAUAGGAGCUGGAGGGGCUCCGUGUCUCAGAGAUAACAGAUCAUAUCACAGCUGUCAGGAGAAAGGCAACGGGUUUAAAAUAUUUAAACAAGUUGACUCCCACAAAGCUUUGCCUAACGCAAAGUAAAGUAGGUUUUUGAUGGAUACUAGGUAUUGAAAUGACGUAGAUUAUUGAUGACAAUCAGAAACGAGGUAGGAGUGUGAACAGGGCACCUUGGCUGUGGUCUUUCCUAUCAGGCCGCCCUUCUGCGAAUAGCUGACAAUGACAGUGUGGCAGGACACAAACAUCUGUUUCUAUAUCUGUUUCGAGUAUUUCUAUCAUGUUUGUGGUCUUACAUUGUACCAUGUCCAUUCUUGGUUUUGUGCCUUGUUUAAUUUGUGUGAUUGACUAUGUGUGUAAAUGUCAAAAACCUGUAUAUGUUUCUGUGUGGUAAUAGAAAGCAGAAAGAUAAGUACAGUGCAGAUUAGAAUACAUAACCCAACACAUAUGAUCCCCAAUAUCUCUCUCUUUUCUUCUUUUUUGAAAUGAACUCAUGACAGUUUAGAUGGCUUGACCUUUGCCCAGUUGAUUCGGAAAUCAGUGCUUCAGUAUGUAAAAACUCUUAUCGGCAGAAAAGCCCGCAGUGGCUGUGACAUUUCUGUCCAUUCAUUACAUUUUAGCCUUUGUAACCUUUAGGAAACAGUUCAACUGGUAACUAUGCUUGUUUCAUGUGUAUUUGGGACUAUAUGCUGAGAAUUUUCUUAUAGGAGGAGUAUAUUGUGCAAAAUAUGUGUUUGAAAAAAAGGUAUGCCACAUUGGUGUUCAUAUAGUUCAGACCUUUCAGCAUCAAUAGGUGUAAUUCUUUGGUGUGGUACAGUAUUGUUUAUGUUUAACUGCAAGAUAAUUUUAUUUAUUCAAAAAUGCAUUUUUGAACAAUACUUUAUUAACAACAUAUAUAAUAUGUGCCAUAUUCUCUAUGGCAGUUUAGAACUAAUUCUGUUAUAAAAAAAAAAUACCACAUGGGUGUUUAUAUAAUCCACAUCAACAGUACUUUUUUACUUUUACCAGGAAUAUCUGAAAUUAGUGGUGUGGGGAAAGUAAGUACUGUUAUUUAAGAGUGUUCAGCCAAUUGUUUUCAUUCAAAAAAUGCAUUUUUGAACAAUAUUGGAGCAUAUUAUCUAUGGCAGUCUAGACCUGAGACUCGUACUUUAAUCUUCUUUAGGUUUCUCUCCUCAGCAUGAAGACUAUUACCUGCAGUCCCCAGUAUUCUGACAGAAACACAGGCUAUUCUAGCCACAACCAAACUAACAAACAAGGUAUACUCUGUCAAAAGUCGCUUUUUAUACAUAGUCUAUGAAUAUCAUGAGCUGCAACAGGUCUAAGCUGUGAACAUAAAAUAAAUAACAUGGUCUCCCAUUUUCCUGUCUAUGCGAGAGCUACAAAGUCUGUAUGUCUAAUACAUGGAAGCCAGAAACCAAGCAAUUUCAUUUAUUAAUCGAGAGAAUGACUGCCCUUAAAUACUGUUCCUAUGUGGUUUUUUUGUGUGGUUUGAGAGUGAACAAAGAGUGCAUCCUGAACAGUGCUUUCGGGCUAAAGGGAUCCAAUCCAUCUCACUCACUUCAGUGGGUGAUUCAAAUGGCUCUAGGCAGGAAAUAAGACUGGGUGCCAAAAAGCAAAUAUAAUUAUUGCCCGGUUGGUAUUCUGGGUAAAAACUCUACUGUUUUCUGUAUUUUUGUAUAAAUGUAAAGAAACAUAUAUGAGAUAUGAAUAAAGUACACAUAUUCAUUCAA
Perca fluviatilis (European perch) is the source of this 4690-nucleotide messenger RNA. RefSeq names its product kit ligand a (gene kitlga). The record is from RefSeq and is a predicted model, not a curated record. Gene Ontology annotation, cellular component: plasma membrane. NCBI's taxonomy places the organism in Eukaryota, Metazoa, Chordata, Actinopteri, Perciformes, Percidae. The transcript has 10 exons. Gene Ontology annotation, molecular function: cytokine activity; stem cell factor receptor binding. Bases 326 to 1132 code for a protein of 268 amino acids. Gene Ontology annotation, biological process: cell adhesion; positive regulation of cell population proliferation.